AUGGCGGCAGCGGGAUGCGGAUCAGCAACCGCGGCUGCCGUAGGAGGCCAAGGUGGAACCGCGACGGCCAGAGGUCGUUUCCCCGGUCGUCCUUGGUCGUCACGCAGUCGAUUGCGCUCCGAGAAGCGGUGGCAACUCGGACGAUCAGGCUCAGAAGCUGAUGAUGUGACUAACGGAGGGCCAAGGCCCGCAAACCUGGUCCUAUCGUUAAACGAAGACCAGUCUCACUUGCGCUUACUCGGACUAGAGGCGAGCCACAGGAUCCUCGGUCAGUCUGGAUACAGCUCUAGUGGGAGUGAAGAGGGUGAUGACUUUAGAGGAUUUGAAGCUGAGAGAAAAAGCUCAAAAGGACCUGUGAGGUCACGACAAAACCCUUCCAAAGGUGAUGCUCUCAACACGAAAUCCAAACGACACAGUGAGAAGCUACCACUUAAAACACCAGCAAUGGAAGCAGCUAUCACCCCUCCUGACCCUUUCAAUGAUGUUAAACCUUUGGACGAAACACAAGGCUUAUCUUCAGAAGUAGAGCCCGCACAGGAUUGCAGGAAAGGUCCAAAAGGAAAAAACACCAUGGUUCGUCAGUCUUCUAAAAGUGGAGCUUCAUCAGCGUCACCAAGGAUUACUAUAAAGUUGGUGGCCAAAAAGAAGAUGAAAACUUUGAAGGAGUCCCAUGUAAAAUCUUCAAGGAAAUCAAAGAAAAAGGGAAUUCAGGAUCAGUCUAAUGCCAAGGACAUUCAGGGUGACCAGAUUUCAAGUGCUCGCGUCAAAUUAAAAACUGAACCACUUGAGGAUAAAGCUGGCAACGAGGAUAAGAGAGGAGGGACUGUACCUGCUAGAAGGCGUGGAAGAUCUGCUUUAAAGACUGAGCCUGUUUGCCAGUCAAACGCCAAAGUUUUGGUGGAUGAACAAAGAGAGUCAAAAGAGAGAAAAUCAGCGGAUCAAAUCGAACCCGUUAAAGACAGCGAGGCUGUCGAGCCAAAAAGGAAUGCAAAGAUGUUAAAGCAGAAGGACAUUGUGACAGAGCAAGAUCCUGAUGUAAAUCAACCAGCGAUUCGUAGGAGCCGUAGAGUCAGUCAACCACUCUCUGAAAAGAUCUCAGACUGUGCAGCUGAGCCACAAAGUCUGAGUAAAAGUGAUAACAUUUUGACUGAGUCAAUGGCAGAAGUUUCUAAUGCAGUUGAGGCCAAACCACCUGCAAAAAGUGAAAGACGAAGGCAAAGCAAGAGGCUGAAUAAGGAUGUUACAGCGCCAGAGAACCAAGGUUCAUCAUCCACAGAGACCGAUAAUGUAACCAGUGAUGGUUUGCCUUUAAAGAAAGAGGAAAUGAUGGUCCCAAGUUUAAAGUUGAUGAAGAUCAGAAACCCAAAAUAUGAUGUGCAGGCCAGUGGGAAGAACUCGACUCGGAAGAAAAAGCGGAGAAAAUUUAUAUGGACUCUAACAUUAGUCAAGGGGAAAAGUCAAAGACAAGAUGCUAAAAUCACUGUUAAAGGAAAGGACAAACCUGUCUGUGAAGUGGAUGAGUUGACAUCAUGUGACAUCGGUAUCAACAGGAAUUUAAAGGGGGUGGAUAAAAGAUCUAAACUGGAUAACACUGCCCUACAAGAGUGUAAAAGCAUGGACAAUAAGGAGAAAGAUUUCCAAAACAAGGCUGAUGGGUCAUUUGAGGAAAAGUUAUCUUCACAGGUGGAAAAUGAAGUGCAACACAUGAAUGAAACACCUCCACAAGAAAUGUCAAAAACUGAUUGCGAGAAAGUUCCACCACUGCAGAUCAAAAAGGUCUCCUCUCCUGGUAAACAUAAAAGCUCAAAGCCAUCCUUUUUGAUUCAGCAGGUCAGUCCUGUGACUGAAAAGAAGGAGGAUUUUCUGAAAGAUCCCAGUGAAGAUAAUGAGGAACCAACAUUAACUCCUGAUAUUGAGGUCACACCGACUAGGAGAUUAAGAAGGAGGACACCAAGCUUGGAUUCGCCACAGAAAAAAUCAGUAAUUCAAAAAUCAGAGACCACUCCGAAACGGAGGCUUAGAAAGAGUCCACUGGAUGAAGUGGCUCCACAGGUGCAUGCUGAAGAUCCUUCUCAGGCUAUAACCGAAGAUAUCUGCUCACAUGGUCUUCCUGAAAACUCUGGUCAGCUUUUGGCUGAGGACCCUUUACUGGUGACAAGCUUGACCUCCUCUAAAGUUCCUGAUAAGGACUCCUCUGAGAUCGCUGAGGAGGCCUCACAUGUGCCUGUUGAAGUGUCUCCACAGAAAGUGGAGAAUGAGGUUGAACCGCAGAUCAAAGAGGCUAAAACAUUGCCUGUACCAUCCAAACCUAGAAGAUGUAGAAAUAAUAAAUUAGGUAAAAAGAGGUCUGUUCAAAGGAAGAAGCAUGUUGUCUCUCCUAAAACUGCUGUAGACACAGAGUUGCCAACAAUUGAAACUACUCUUACUGAAUCUGUGCUAAAGGAAGAUACUUUUCCUUUAGAUACUCUUCCUUUAGAAGAUACUCUUCCUUUCGUAACAGAGGGGAGUCAGUCUCUAACACCAGAUUGCACACAGCCUGAAGAAAAACAGGACACUGUGUCAGUGGAAGAAGAGCAGAUACAGCCACCAGUUAAAGAGGAAACAGAUAUCCAGUUGAUAGAUAGUCAGCCAUUGGUGUGUCCAACAGAGUGUCCAACAAGUGAUCCAAAAACAUUGUGCAUACAAAAGAAAUCUCACAAGAAAGUAAAAAAGAGGCGUAAAAGUUUGAUUGGGCAGCGGCAGAAACACAAACACAGGGCAAGAGAUGGAAAGUUUGCUCCACUCAAAGAAUCUGAAAACAGUCCAAAAAUUGUUGAAGGGGAUGGUGACAUUUCUACUCCAUUGGCAGCUAACCCACAGACCCAAAGCUCCAAACUGAUUGGAAUACAGAAAAUAUAUAAAAAGAGACAGACAGGUCUUCAUUUUAUUGGGUCUAAAAGGCCCAAACCACAAGCAAAAAUUAUUUCUAAGCUGUUAGAAAUUGGGCUGGACAAAGAAAGUUUCAAGGAAGAGGAAACGGACACAUUAGUGGACAUUGGACGACCAGAUGUUGUAGAAGCCCAUCCUGUUAAAUCAAGCAAGUUUGUAAAAAACAUCAAACACUUCAUCAUGCCUGUUGUAAGUGCCAGAUCCUCGCGGGUGAUCAAGACCCCUCAAAGGUUUAUGGAUGAUGCUGGGAUGUCUGUCUUGCCUCGAAGAAACUCCCCGAAGAAGGGUUUACAGCUCGGCUUGCAAAUGCGUCCUGGAAAGAGGCGAGAAGAUGGGACGUGCAGAUCAAUAUCUCCUAUCCUACCUGUUGAUGAGGAGGACCUAUUGAGUGAAGCUCAAUUGGAUGUGGAUUUGUUUUCAGCUCAGGAUCUGGAUGAUGACAUCGAUUUAGCUGACGGCCUUCUAUCUGAGAGAAAGAGCAGCAAUGUUGAAAAGAAGAAGCCUUUCCUGAAGAACUCCAGUUUCAGUUGGCACGUGCCUGAAGAGUCUAGUGAUGAAAUGUUUUCACUUGACCAAACUCUAGAUAGUGAAUGUGACGAUCUGUUUUUAUCCACACCAGUUGAUAAGCCCACAGAACUACCUGCUGACCCCUUGGAUCCCCAGAAAAAGAAAAGCACCCCUAAGAUGAAUAAACAAAUGGCCCACCUUAAGAUCUAUCAAAGGCUGAAUAAGAACCACACGGGACUUCCCAAAAGCAAAACCCCAACAGAGACCGAUUGUGUUAGCAAACCUGCUCAAGCUCCCGUAGAUUUGGCUGAAGGGCUUGAUGAUGAGGCCAUGAGCAUCAGCCUGAGGCAGAGGAAUACAAACACAGAGAGGAGCAAAUCCAAGCUCAAGAUAGAAGACCUUGAUUCCCCUGGAGUGGUGAGAAAGGUUUCUGUGAGUGUAAGAGCAACUAAGUCCAAGUCCAUUACCAUUCAGCAAAGUAAAGAGGAGGAUGUAGCAGGAAAAGACACUGACCAACUUCAUUCAGAAGAGCUGCAGUCAUUACAGAUCUCUGGUGCAGGAGAAGCUGAUUAUUUUGGAUCCAUGGAGAAGGGAGCAUCACAAAGAGCGCGCCUCACUGGUGCUAAUAAAAGAAUGUUUAAUCUGCUCAAGAAAGCCAAGGUCCAGCUCAUUAAGAUUGACCAGCAGAAACAGCUCAAGUCAUCGGGGCUGUUAUCUGGCCCAAGUGGUGCCAGGUCCCGGGAUGUAAGCUCUAAGAGACAAAGGAGGAAGCAGAGGGUUCCACUUGAUGCUAAUGUUCCUGUGAAGACUGAGCCGCCUCAGGGACCACAGGUCAUCUCUCCCCUCUGCCAAGAGUUCCGUAGAGCAGGAGGUCCACGCAUCAAGCACGUGUGUCGUGCUGCAUCUGUGGUGCUGGGGCAGCCUCGAGCCUUAGUACCAGAUGACAUUCCCAGGCUUAGCGCCUUGCCUCUGCAUGAAAGAACUGGCAUUUCCCCCUCAGAUGUUGCUAAAGAUGUUGGGUCCCCCUCUGAGUCGGAUAGUCCCGGACUGUCUGAUGCAAAGGUCACCAAGGUCAAGAAGCCGUCAAAUUUUGUGAAGCGCAAAGGACUCGGGCCGUUUGGGUAUCGCUCACGCAGGUGCGGAAUUUGCAAAGGCUGCAACCACGAGGACGAUUGCGGCAGGUGCAUGAACUGCCUUGACAAGCCCAAGUUUGGUGGUCCCAAUACCAAGCGGCAAUGUUGUGUGUACAAGAGAUGCGACCAAAUUGAAGAGAGAAAAGCUCGAAGACUGAGUGGAAGAACAGCGCCCAAAGGCUCCUCUAAGCGACGGCGAUCCUCUCCAAGUGGGGGUCAUUCAAGUAAUGACGAAGGGAACGAUGGUGCUGUGGACUCACCAUCUGGUCUCCAUGGCGAUGGCAGCAGUCCAUCAGUGCGUAAACAGCCAAAGCGUGUUGUGAAGCCCCGCGUCUACUUUGACUUGGUGGACUACGACUCUGAUCUAGACGACAAAGCUGUCCCAAACUCUGCCUCACCAGCCAGGAAAAGAGGUGCAGGGCCCCGCUUAAGUCAAGACUUUGUGUCAUUAGAUGGAUUCCUUGGAGACAUUUCAGAUGAGGAUAUCAGGCAAAGAAAGUCCAGCUCACACCGUGUACCAUCUGGCCGACGUAAACCUGAGAAGGUGGUUAACUCUCAGGGUCCUUUGGAGCAGACUCCCCCCAGUGUCCUGGCUGCCUUGGCCCAUGGAUUUGAGCAAAGAGAAGUUGAGUCUUCUAAACCUACUCACAAAAUCAGGGUUGACUUCAAGGAGGACUGUUCUUUGGAGAAUGUCUGGAAUAUGGGUGGUUUAAGUAUAUUGACCUCUGCGCCGCUGAUGCCCCCCUAUGUCUGCCUUCUUUGUGCCAGUAAAGGGCAACAUGAGAUGCUAUAUUGUCAAGUGUGCUGUGAGCCCUUCCACCAGUUUUGCCUGGAACCAGCAGAGCGUCCCUCAGAGGAGAAUAAGGAAAACUGGUGCUGUCGUCGCUGCAAAUUUUGCCAUGUGUGUGGUCGAAAAAACAAGCAAUUAAAGCCAUUGUUAGAGUGUGAGAGAUGCCAGAACUGUUAUCACACCUCCUGUCUGGGACCAAACUAUCCAAAACAAAACAAGAAGAGGAAAGCUUGGGUUUGUAUGACGUGCAUCAGGUGUAAAAGUUGUGGUGUCACACCAGGGAAGAGUUGGGACACUGACUGGAACCACGACAAAGCACUCUGUCCUGACUGUUCAAAGCUCUAUGAACUGGGUAACUACUGCCCAAUCUGCUUCAAGUGCUACGAGGACAAUGACUAUGACAGUCAGAUGAUGCAGUGUGGCACCUGUAACCAUUGGGUACACGCCAAGUGCGAGGACCUAACAGAUGAGCUGUAUGAGAUCUUGUCCAGCUUGCCUGAGAGCGUGGUAUAUUCAUGUCGGCCCUGUAGUGUGACCCAGCCCAGUGCCUGGAGAGAGCUGCUCUAUAUAGAGCUCAGGUCUGGGGUGGAAAAGGUGCUCGCUUGCUUGCUUUCCUCCACUCUCACCCAGCACCUUGUUACCUGCUCACAGUGUGAAAAGUUGGCUGAUCCUGAAGGUGGAAUGGAAGGACAGCCAGCCUGUGACCUCCGAGCUGUUGGCAAGAAGUUUGACAAAGGCCUUUAUACUACUUUGAAAAUGUUCCAUGAAGAUGUGGUUCAGGUGGUACGAAAGAGGCUUGAGCAAGAGGAGGAUCUACCAGAGGAGCAGAGACCCACUGCUCUUGCACGCUCUUACUACUUAAAGCUCCUGGAGGAGGUAUUUAAUUGGUUUAGCAGCCAAGACCCAAAGGUGUGGAACUCUUGUACCAAAGACUUGCCCAUGGGGAUGCUCUCUAAUGCCAUUGAACCUCCUACGACGGAGCACAUUUACGCACAGUGGCAGGAGAGGGAGGAGCUCACAUCGAUGGCUCCACUAGGGCUCCUUCAGGAGGACAACGGUCAAAGCUUAGAUGUCAAGGAAGAAGAAGCGGUUUCUCCAAUGUCUGGGGAGCCAAUAAGCCGCACCCACUUCAAUACCAGCAGGGCUGUGAGGCUCAAGUUCAAAGGGAGACGAGGCCGUCUUUCAAAAGCUGAUCUAGACACUGGAUGGUCUAAGGAUGAUGAGAGGCAGUGCUCGUUGUGCCAGAAAUAUGGAGACCUUAAACCAAACGAAGCUGGCAGAUUGCUCUUUUUGGGCCAGAACGAAUGGGCUCAUGUCAACUGCUGUCUGUGGUCAGCUGAGGUGUUUGAAGAGGACAACGGGUCUCUACUACAUGUACACAGUGCUGUCACAAGAGGCCGCUUAAUGCGAUGUGAACGCUGCAACCACACAGGUGCCACAGUGGGCUGCUGCCUGACAUCUUGUCAGAGCAACUACCACUUCAUGUGUGCCCGCUCCCGUCACUGUGUGUUCCAGGAUGAUAAGAAAGUUUACUGCUACAAACACCGGCAUCUCAUCAGCGGCAGGAUGAUUACUGGUCAAGAAUUUGAAGUAAACCGUAGGGUGUACGUGGACUUUGAGGGGAUCAGCCUCCGCAGAAAGUUCUUGACUGGACUUGAACCAGAACUAAUCAAUGUGAUGAUCGGUUCCCUUCAGAUUGACAAACUGGGAAUGCUGACUGAACUUUCUGCAUUUAAAGGAAGACUGUGUCCUGUGGGCUUUCAGUGUUCUCGUUGGUACUGGAGUACAGUUAAUCCAUUGCGUCGAUGCAAAUAUACAUGCACUGUCCGAGAGGUCCAGCCAGUUGUCCCUGAGAAGCCUGUCGAGGAGAUGCCUGACCGAGGAGACAAUCACACCAUCGCUCACAGCCCCUGUCCAGUGCUUGAAUCUGAAGCCCAAGAGACUGAUGUAAUAGAGUCCCAAACCCUGACGGAGGAAACCUUUGUGCCAGGACCUCCAGCCAAAUCAGAUCAUGGUGCAAGGCCAAAGAUCCCCAGCUAUCCCCAAACCAGGAGACCAGCUGGGGGAAUGUCCCGACCACUGCCAUCCCCAGGACUAAACCAGGCAAAACCCCAUCACAUUUUAACCAUAAGUGAUCUGGAGGAGACUCGAAGGGUUCUUCGCCCACACUCUCAGACCACAGGCCCCCGCAGUCACAUGUCCCCCCCUCAUCUAGGUCCCCUGAGUGGACCAAUCACCCUCCGAGCUGGAAAAUCCUCCCUGCCGACCUCCCCACUGUUCCCACUUAAUGCUGCAGACAACGUGAUAAAUCCUCCAUCGACCCGCCAAGUUGCAGGCAGAAGUGCUUCCUCGGUCCGAUCCUCUGGAAAUGCAAUGACCUCGUCGUUCUUCUCUCAGUCAGGUUGGCAGGACAGUGCAGGAGGCAUUUCCGCUCCAAGUCUGUCUUUCUCCUCAUCCGUACACCUACCCAGAAACCGCCUGUCAUUUGAUCUCAGCCAGCCAGACUCAGUGGAGGUGCCGCACAACUUCUUAGCUUCCCCAGAACCUGAAGACGUCUCUCCAGCAAAUGGGACAUCACCCCAAGAGGACUUGAACCAACAAAAAGGUGACAAAGACUUCCCUUAUGGUUUGUUCCACAAGGAUCCCAGCAUCAGCCUAGGGCAGGAGAUGCGGACAGAACUUGAGAUUGAAGAGACUCUUCUCAAUGAAGGUGUGGCAAUGAACUGUGGCGGGCAGAUUGUGCUGGAAGGGGAUGAUCAAGAGGAAUUUUGGCCGAAACCCCCAGAGGUACACAAGAGGAAGAGCCUUGUUGCAAACUUGCCACGCUCUGCAGCAUCAGCCAGGGAUGACUUGGGCAACUCCUCCGAUGAUGAUAUGGAGCACUAUUUUGACUUCUCAAGGACCAUAGUCACCUGUCCCAGUUCAAAAGAUCGCUCCAAGUCUCCCUCCUCCCCCCCGUCCCGACCUUUGGCUCAGCUGGACGGCAUAGAUGAUGGCACCGAGAGCGAUGCAAGUAUGGUCACCAAUGAUGAUGCUCAGAAAGUUGAGGGUUCUGGUCAAGCUCAGAUACAAGCCAAGAGCCUGAAAAACAAAAAUGUCCCUGAGUUGGAAACACUAAAUGGCAAACAGGCAGUUCCGAGUCUAUCCCCCGAGGCAUCAUCAAAUGAUAAAAUCUCAGCUGCAAGCAAAAAACCUACAGAUAGUUCACCUCAAGACCCUCCUAAGUCCAUAAAUUCUCCACUUCUAGAGGAAAGACUCAACCAUCCUGUGGUGAAUCAGGAAAAUGUGCUUCCUACUCCAGUUCAUUUACUCACAAAGGUGCCUGAGAAAUCAUUGUCAGAGGAGCUAUUCCAAGAAUCCAGUUUAGGAUUCACUUCUGGAACAUCUCUUGUUCUUGAGAGUUGUGAGUCUGGUUCACAUGUGACAGAGAUGGUUUCUUUGUUAGAGGGAACGCCUCUUGAGCCCCAACAGUCUGUUGGUAAACCUCUGAAUUUAGAGCCCAGCAGUAGCAACUUUGUGUCAUCAACUGAGGGGUCUACUAUAAUGAACCAUGUAACGGCUAAUGCAGAGAUGCCCUCAUUAGCAGACUCUGCUGAAAACUGUCAGGGCUCCCUCCUGGAUCUUCUUCAGCCUUCCCCUUCAGUGUCUACAGAUGGACAAAACCCCUCUCAAGGCAAUGGAGACUCGCUGCAGAUGUUUUCUUGUAUACCAGGAAUAAGUCAGCCUCCAUAUAAGUCAGGUAUAACACUUCAGCCUGUAACAUCCUCAGAUGACUCGACAACCUUCCCAUCCACAGGGUCUCUGUCUGCUAAACUAACCACCCUCAGACCAGUUGGAGAGCUGACACAAACGUUGCUAAAUUCCGCCCCAUCAAACGAUCCAGUGUUAUCAGCUACGCCAGGCACGUGUUCCCCUGCAGGGGUUUGUCGAACCGUCUCUUUACCUAUCCUCUCCACACAAACACAGCCAUUGGGUCCUACAGGUGUCACCAUUGUGUCUUCAUCUGCAUCAAUAUCCUCUCUCUCUGGACUCUCAACACAGUUUUCAACAGCUCAAACACCCCUCCAAACCACCUCAGCCCCUGUGAUCCUGAAUGGUUUCAACUCUUCAUCGGUGGCUUCUUCUGGACACACUAUCUCCAUCAACUUUUCCACCCCUAGACCCGCUUUAGAACCACAGCAGCCAGUUGUUCACCCGGGUUUGCCUGGACAUGCUAUCCUUACUGUGAAGGAGGUGGGAGGACCAAAUGUUGAUCCUACGCCUCAUGUCCUGCUUGUGAACCGUCUUGGACAGAUCUUUGUGAAGAACCCAGAGAGCAACACCUUCCAGCUGCCCACUCCCAACUCUCCUUCCUACAACUGUGUCACUCAGAUCGCCAACUUGUUGCAAAGCAACGCACUGUCUGCCACACUAGCGGCAGCUGGUAAUAUGAGCGCUCCACUCCCCGGGCCCAAUGUGGCAGCAGCGGGUCCUCAGUCAGUUACACCUGCAGUUCAGAAUCCACUCACGAUAACACAGCUGCUUUCUAACAACAGCAACGAUGCGGUGGCUUCAGUUAAUGCGAAGAAGCAGAGAAAAAACUCUAAUAAAACACCAAAAGAUGGAACUGUUCCAGAGGUGAAAAAGACAAAGAAAAAGAAAGAGCCCAGUACAUCCAAAAAAUCCAAGACCUCAGGACAGCCUGCUCCAUCUGCUGAGAAUCCUCCCACCACUCCAGCUCAAAGUGCUCAAGCAAUUAUCAAUCAAGCAAUGGCAAGUAACUACACACCCAAGUGGAGCGGGCUUCAAACACUAAGUCCUUCCUCACUGGUUCUGCCACCGGGCCUGUUGAUUGAACCAGAGCCCCCAGUGUUGCCUCGAUGUCCUUCACCGACACCAGCACAGGCUCCAGCUUCUCGCCCUCGCACCCACGUCCGUAUGAAGAGAGUGUCUUCGCUUUCAGACCGCAUUGUCACAAAGAAGUCUAAGGUUGACUUCCUCAAACCAGAGCCCAUCAGUGAGGAUGAAGAACGUCGUAGACCAACCUUUCCAAGCAUCUCCAGCAGGGCUUCAGGAGUCCGCAUCAAGACCCCGACAGUGAAAGGUGUGCUGAACCUAGACGAGUUAAAGAAGGAGCACAUAAGCGAUUCUGAGAGCUCAGGGUCAGAGCCUUGGGAUUUCAUGUCUCAGGGUGAACAGGGCAAUCAGCAAGCGUGGGAAACAGUGGGGCACAGUGCUCUCUCUGACUGGAAGAAAUACUCAGGUGCUGCUUCUACAUCUGAUGAUGAACCACUGUCCCCUGAUGAAGAUGAGGAAUAUCAAACUAAUAAAGACCUGCCACACUUGAGAUUUGAGAUAACCAGCGAUGAUGGUUUCAGUGUAGAGGCAGACAGUAUUGAGGUGGCCUGGAAAGCAGUGAUAGAGGGAGUGCAGGAGGCACGAGCUAUUGCCCGGUUAAGACCACUGACCUUUCAGAGGAUCACUGGAGGCCGCAUGUUCGGUCUGGUCCAUGAUGCAGUGGUGUUUUUGCUGGAGCAACUUCAGGGAGCCCAUCGUUGUCAACGACAUACUUUCCGUUUCUUCAAACAGUUCAGCCAGGAGGACGACCUCCCUGUCAAUCCCAGCGGGUGUGCACGCUCUGAGCUCUACCUUAGGAAAUCCACCUUUGACAUAUUUAACUUCCUAGCUUCUCAGCAUAGACAGCUUCCUGAUGACAUUGGGCCUUAUGAUGAUGAGGAAGAUGAGGUUCUUUUGAAGUCGACAAGACGGGCUACUAGUUUGGAGUUACCCAUGGCUAUGCGCUUCAGACAUCUGGAAAGAACCUCCAAGGAGGCUGUGGGCGUGUACAGGUCUGCUAUCCAUGGGCGCGGCCUGUUCUGUAAGAGGAACAUUGAGGCAGGGGAGAUGGUGAUUGAAUACGCUGGCAUCGUCAUCCGAGCAGUGCUCACUGACAAAAGAGAGAAGUACUACGAUGGCAAGGGCAUUGGCUGCUACAUGUUUCGUAUUGAUGACUUUGAUGUGGUGGAUGCGACCAUGCACGGCAAUGCGGCAAGAUUCAUCAACCACUCCUGUGAACCUAACUGCUACUCCCGAGUGAUCAACGUGGAGGGUCGAAAGCACAUCGUCAUCUUCGCCCUGAGGAAGAUCUACAGAGGGGAGGAGCUCACCUAUGAUUACAAGUUCCCCAUUGAGGACGCCAGCAACAAACUCAAUUGCAACUGUGGGGCCCGACGCUGUCGCCGUUUCCUAAACUGAGACAUCUCUUUCUUUUUUUUAAGAAAAAGGAGCAACGUGUUUACUAGUAAGCCUUAAAUCAAGGUGGCACUGGAUUGGGCUUGGGGAGGCAGUGUGCAGUUGUACAGAAGGGGGAAAAGCCACUAUGUGACCAGUCAGGAAUAUUUGCUGGUGAAAAAAUUGAUAUGUGGACAUUUUUUGGAAUUUGAAACAGAAGAAGAGGAGGAUGACAACCUGCAGAGAUCAUGCAUUAACUGUUGAGAUAGUGUCUUAUCUGGUAUAUGUGUUCACAAGGUACUUCUAGAGAAUUCAGAUGUGCAGCUGGCCCAGCAUCGCCACCACGACAGAGGAAGUGGUUUUGAUGUUCAUGAGAACAAGACAUUUAAAACCACUAUUUAAAAUUGAAGGGGCACCAAUAUGGACGAUUCCAACAGAAUUUAUUUGAUUAACACGUCAAGCCUUAUCUGUUCAAAUCAUUGCUGAAAACCUAUAGCUGGACUUCAAGAGAUUCCUAAGAUGUUUAAUUCAUUUCUGGGGAGGGGAUCUCUGUCUGUAACGAUGAUUGCUCCAUCCUCCAGUCCAUAACGUAACAGCCCCCCUACGUGCGGUUCAGAGGUCAGUUCUUGAGCCAUACAUUCAUCUAAAUCUUCAUUUGUGUUUCCUCUUACAUCUUACAUUUCUCAUGUUGUAGAUAUUUUUUUUCUUUGUAGAGUUUUAUAUCUCGUGAAUAACGAAUUAACCAUGGUGCUAAGCUUUGAAAACAUCUUUAAAGUCAUAAGUAAAUCAGGAAUUAUUUAGCUGUUAAUUCACCUUAAUGAGGCCAUUUCUCUUAAAUUCAUGCACGCAAGCAGUACUCUAAUCAUCAGAUCAUAAAGCGUCUUCUUAGUUUCACAUCAUGAUAUGCUAUUCAUACCUAUGCUCUUCCUGUUGAGGUUUAAGGGAGAAUUCACACCUCUGCUCUUCCUGUUUAGAUGUUAAGGGAGUUUUGAAAAGUAACCGUUUAAGUCGAUAACAGUGUGUCAUAUUUAUAAAGACAGAGACAUGUCUUUAACACGUGUUUGUUUCUUGAUGUACAGUGUAUGUAGCAAACACUACCUAAGCCAAAAGUAAAGAGUUGUGGUGAAUAUCAGUUUUUAAAAUAUAUAUUUUAUAACUGUCAUGGCCGAUGCUGAUUACCUAUUGCAAUAAGACUUUGCUAACCUACACUUGCACAUAAAUCACUAUCAGACAUUGAAAUUAUUUCCAUCUUUGUGAAACCUUCAGUUUAUCUUAAUCAGGGAAAGCACUGGUAAAAAAAAAA
This is a messenger RNA of Labrus bergylta (ballan wrasse), 12871 nucleotides long. NCBI's taxonomy places the organism in Eukaryota, Metazoa, Chordata, Actinopteri, Labriformes, Labridae. The record is from RefSeq and is a predicted model, not a curated record.